Messenger RNA from Rhodamnia argentea, 1827 nucleotides. Its product is annotated as mannan endo-1,4-beta-mannosidase 7. Gene Ontology annotation, molecular function: hydrolase activity, hydrolyzing O-glycosyl compounds. The transcript has 5 exons. Bases 285 to 1571 code for a protein of 428 amino acids. The record is from RefSeq and is a predicted model, not a curated record. NCBI's taxonomy places the organism in Eukaryota, Viridiplantae, Streptophyta, Magnoliopsida, Myrtales, Myrtaceae.
UCUACAGUAGCCGGUGUCGCCAUACUGGCCUAGGGAAAUGGGGCAUCCCGAAUCGCCAUAGAUUUUGCACCCAACUGCAGCAGAAAUAAUAGGACAAAGCCUCUCUCAACUCUACCAUAUUCAUUUCACGCAAUAAAGCGAAGGACAGCUCCUUUAAAAACCUCUUUAACCAUCCUCAACUGCAUUCUCUGCUUUUUCAGACAACGCUUUCAUCUUCUUCCCUUGCUCUGCUUCGCCAUUCUUCAUCACUCACGCGAUCCUCGGAGAGCGAGCAGUGAAAGAAAAUGAAGCAUUUCGCGUUGCCUCUUCUCGUCGCCAUUGUCGUCCUCCACCAAGCUUGUUUCCACGCCCGCCAAGUGGAGGCCGGCGAUGGGUUCGUGAGGGCCAGAGGGAUACACUUCCUGCUGAACGGAAGCCCUUACUACGCCAACGGCUUCAACGCUUACUGGCUGAUGUACAUGGCCUCUGACCCUUCCCAGAGGCACGAGGUCUCGGCUGCGUUCAGGGAGGCCUCGAGCCACGGCCUAACAGUUGCCAGGACUUGGGCCUUCAGCGACGGUGGCUACAGGCCUCUUCAGUACUCCCCGGGUUCCUACAAUGAACAGAUGUUUCAGGGGUUGGAUUUUGUGAUAGCUGAAGCCAGAAGGUAUGGGAUCAAGCUGAUACUGAGCUUAGUGAAUGACUAUGAGAACUUCGGAGGGAAGAAGCAGUAUGUGAAUUGGGCUAGGAGUCGAGGGCAGUACUUGACGUCUGAUGAUGAUUUCUUCAGGAACGCUGUUGUCAAAGGUUUUUACAAGAAUCACGUCAAGACCAUUCUCUAUAGAUAUAACGGGUUCACUGGAGUACACUACAAGGAUGAUCCAACCAUCAUGGCUUGGGAGCUCAUGAAUGAGCCUAGAUGCACAUCAGAUGCUUCAGGAAGAACCAUUCAGGCUUGGAUAAUGGAAAUGGCUUCUUUCGUGAAAUCAAUAGACCGGAAUCACUUGCUUGAAGUGGGUCUGGAAGGAUUUUAUGGACAAUCAACUCCUCAGAGGAAGGGGCUUAAUCCUGGCUUCGAUAUUGGAACUGACUUCAUCGCGAACAAUCGCAUUCCCGGGAUUGACUUUGCCACCAUUCACUCGUAUCCGGACCAAUGGGUAUCAAGUUCGAAUAAUCAGUACCAGCUUUCCUUCUUGAGCAGUUGGCUCAAUUCCCAUAUCCAAGAUGCUCAGUACGUCCUCAGGAAGCCGUUACUCCUGACAGAGUUCGGGAAAUCAUGGAAGGACCCAGGUUUCAGCACUUACCAGAGAGACCAGCUCUUCAACAUGGUCUACUACAAGGUGUAUGCGUCAGCUAAAAGAGGUGGGGCGGCUGCGGGAAGCCUGUUCUGGCAGCUUCUAACCGAAGGCAUGGACUCAUUCCGAGAUGGUUAUGAGGUCGUCCUCAGCCAGAGCCCCUCGACUGCGAACGUCAUUGCGUAUCAGUCCCACAAGUUGUAUCAGAUUCGAAAGAUCUUCGCAAGGAUGAGAAACGUUGACAGAUGGAACAGAGCACGGAGUGCACAUAACAGGGGAACGCCGAAUGGGAAUUGAGAGCGUGCAUUUUAGCAAAACACUAUGCCGGUUUCGCGAAAAUCUAAAGAGUUACAGAUUACAAUGAUGUUAUGUUUGGGAGUGGGCAACCUCUCUUUAGUGAUGAGUUGGUUUCUCGUCCAGGAGGGUAAGCUAAGAUUAAGCAUAAAUGUGUGAUCUUUAUAGGUUUCUGCUCAUGUUGAGGGCAUCAUCCGCCAUUUCAGAAGCUGUUGUAUGGGAGCUUAAUCAGUAACGAUGACUUUAAAUGGUUUCAAAU